ACCACGAAAUCUUCCAUUCCAUCAACAUGCAUGCAAUGCAAUGCAACAACCAAAAAAAACUUAUUAUUUCCAAAAAACCUAACAUUAAUUAGGGUUUGUUCAUCCAGAUUUCACCCUACAAUUGCCCACACUCGUUCCACAAGUAACAAAACAGAUUCAUAUUCUCCAUAUAUCAUCACAAAAAACCCUCUAGAUUUGUUGUGGAUUUCUGAUAUAUUGAUAAUUCAUUCGCUGAAAUUUAACCUGCAUCUCGUUGUUAAAUGUUGAUGAUGUGGUGUUAUCCUGAACGAUGAAAAUGCAGAUAAAUCGAAUGUUUACGCACAUGUUUAUGUAUUUCGAUUGAUGAGGAAGAAUGUCUACGAGGAAUGAAACGACGGAAGCUUCUCUCUUUGACCUCUUAAAGUUAGAUGAUGAUGAAGAAAACGGCAGCGAUGAGUUAGAUGAAGAGACACCGGCCGUCGGUGCAAAACUGAGGCUGGCAGAUUUUUUAUCUGAAUCUGGUAAUGAGUUAUGUGCAGAUUGUGGAUCUCCAAAUCCAAAAUGGGUAUCGGUAAAUCUGGGAUCAUUUGUAUGCAUCAAGUGUUCCGGAGUGCAUAGAAGCCUUGGAGUGCAUAUAUCAAAGAUAUUAUCAGUGAAUCUGGAUGAGUGGACUGAGGAAGAUGUUGAUAAUGUGAUAAAAAUUGGAGGAAAUAUUGAAGUAAAUAUGAAAUAUGAACACAGCAUUCCAAACAGCUGUAGAAAACCACAACCAAAUUCUUCCAUAGACGAGCGUACCGAUUUUAUCAGGAGAAAAUAUGAAAUGCAACAAUUUUUAAACACAGAGGAACAAUUAUCUUGUCCCUUCAAUCCAGCAGCCUUCCACUGCAGUUCAACAGGCUUAAAUUCUAUGGUGGAUAAGAAAUAUUUAAAUAGUAUGCGUAUACAUAAUAUUGGUCAAGCAUUUAUCAACAGCCGAAAAAGAAAAGAUGUUGAACUAAAGCCUUCAAAGAAAAGUAGCUCAACGGCAGGUAUGGUGGAAUUUGUUGGGUUGAUAAAAGUCAAAGUGGUCAGAGGUAUUAACCUUGUUAUUAGAGAUGUGAGGAGUAGUGAUCCUUAUGUUAUGCUCUCACUGGGAAACCAAUCGGUGAAGACUCGAGUUAUAAAGAGCAACCUCAAUCCUGUCUGGAAUGAGAAGUUAAUGUUAUCGAUUCCUGAAGAUGUCCCGCCUUUAAAAGUGAACGUUUUCGACAAGGAUAAGUUCACAGAGGAUGAUCCUAUGGGUGAGGCUGAGAUUGAUAUCAAACUCUUGGUUUCCGCUGCUAGAGCUUUUGAGAAUGGUAAUGCCAACGAGUUAUCAAAACAACUUGAAAAGAUGACAGACGGAAAAGACAAAUAUAGCCUCGGUAUGAUCAAAGUUGCGGAAGGGAAGACAAAGCAAGACAUUACUCUACAACUGCAAAAUGUUGAAAGCGGUGAAAUACAAAUAGAGAUUGAAUGUGUGCCUCUAACCCAGUAGUAAGUUGAUAGAUAUGACUGAAAAUUUAACUUUAUGGAUUGCUAUAAUCGCGAGUUGUCGAAUUAUAAAGUUAACUUUGCUAUAGCUUUUGCUACCUAAGAAAGGCUUGUUUUCCUGCAGGGAUUUUAUUAUAUGAAUUUGCUACUAAAGGGUGAUUAGGGCGAUCAAUGCUCUUAUGUAUGCAAUUUUCAUGUGUAAUUGCCUCUUUGAAUCUUUAUAUAAUUUUCAUUGCAUAAGAAA
This is a messenger RNA of Helianthus annuus (common sunflower), 1735 nucleotides long. RefSeq names its product probable ADP-ribosylation factor GTPase-activating protein AGD11. Gene Ontology annotation, molecular function: phospholipid binding; GTPase activator activity. Bases 353 to 1495 code for a protein of 380 amino acids. Lineage: Eukaryota; Viridiplantae; Streptophyta; Magnoliopsida; Asterales; Asteraceae. The transcript is spliced from 10 exons. The record is from RefSeq and is a predicted model, not a curated record.